Molecule: messenger RNA, 1517 nt
Organism: Fomitiporia mediterranea MF3/22
Lineage: Eukaryota; Fungi; Basidiomycota; Agaricomycetes; Hymenochaetales; Hymenochaetaceae
Exons: 1
Coding region: 720-1397 (225 amino acids)
Molecular function (GO): protein binding
Source: RefSeq, a predicted model, not a curated record
AUACUGAGCGGUUUUCCGUCUCAGUUGCUCAGUUCCCUCUCUGGAACAUACCCCGAGGAGACGACGGAGAGGAGUGGAUACGGUACUUAGAUUGCGACGGAUCCUAUAAGACUGUCCUGCGUCCUGAUGCGCCAAAGCAGAACUGCUAUCGAGUUAUACUUGAGCCACAGACCGUCUCAGAGAACGGAUUGGCCGCUUACCAGGCUGUAGCAAAUAGUAUCGACAUGAUUGACGAGUCUACAUGGAUGACUCCCAGUGCAAACCAUCCAAGCCUGGCCAUUUCAUCCGCUAUCACUCGUGGUCUCAUGAUGUAUCACAAUGGCAGCAUUUAUGCGGGACCAGCAGAGCGCUAUCGUUGUGAUACCAGAUCAUUCCACACCUAUGCCGAGAUUCUCUUACGUGCUGCGUCUCCUGCUGGGUUUAUUCUUUCCUUUGCGAAUUCAAAAAAGAAGUUUUAUAACUAUUCUCCAAGUUCCCCCAGUGGCGACCCUACAUAUACCUUCUAUCGAUAUCGAGGUUGUAUCGUGUCAAUUGUGGAGGAUUGCUCAACUCUGGAACGCUUGCACGCCGCCAUUGGGCUCGCCAUUGAACACGCACGAGAAGUAGGGAAAGACGCUUGUACCUUCAUCAUUUUCUCUAUUCAACACAUUGCCGUAGCGGAAGUUAAAGGAGCUGUCUCGAGAACACUGCACGUUUCUCACAGCAAUAUUCAACCAUUCAUGGAGGCGUUUGGAUACGAAACCCUCGAGAAAAGCCUCAGCCUCAUCGCGCAUUAUCUACGCCCGCAUUGCAUAGCUGACAGUGCUAUCAAGUACGUUUUACCCGAAGAGGACUCGAAAAUUCCAAGCUACGCUUCCCUUCCUCUCGACGUCCUUCUCCGUGUAAUGGAACUGGUUGAUUCGAAGACGUAUGAUACAUUCAGCUUGGUUUGCAAGUCUCUACGAAAAGAAUGGUUUCUACAUCCACGAGUCAGUGAUUAUAGGAUAAAUGCCGCCGAGACAUUUGAAAUGGAGAUUUGUAACUACCUCCCUAGAGCAAGACUACACGGGUUUCGGGCGGAUGGAACGGCUACGUCUCUGCUCAUCUUCUAUCCAGUGCAUCGUUUCCAUGAUGAUGACGAUUGCAAAAACCGUAUCAAAUGUCGUUACAACUCCUGCUGCUCAUGCCCUCAUCUGUGCAUUGAAAAGAAAUGCCCAAAGCCUCUCCAACUGCAGGCUCCGCUUGAAAGUAAAGGGAUCUAUCGAAUUGAUGAGACACGCACUGAGCGGCAGGACGGUGAGAGUCUUUACUGGGAGUAUAUUUGGUCGUGGGAGGAGUACAUGCCUGGCCUUGUCCUUAUGGACCCCAACAAUGUUUGCGAGAUCUGUGCCAGACGCUUUGACGUGGAAAAUUUGUAGGAUCACUGGAAACAGCUGAAAUCUCCCGAAGGUCUGAGGGAUUGCCUUUGAUCAACUCUUGGAUUAUUUUCGCCAUCUUUACCUAUAUAAAUGUGUUAAAUUUGAUUAAAUGAAUAAAGG